Molecule: messenger RNA, 1332 nt
Organism: Lachancea dasiensis
Lineage: Eukaryota; Fungi; Ascomycota; Saccharomycetes; Saccharomycetales; Saccharomycetaceae
Source: the annotation of a GenBank genome assembly
AUGGCCUCAGCAGGGAAAGUGAAGUACAGGGGCAACAAAGAAACAGGCGACUCGAUCAGUGGCGUUAGAUCCACAGAUGGCUCGUUACAGAGAUCGUCACAGCGUCAGAGCAAGGUAAAUGGCAGCGGAGCCAUGGAACCGGUAACCCGUGCGGGAUCAGGCGUCGUGCGCAACAGGCAAGACAGUGCCAAAUUUUGCUCGGUGAAUACGCCUUGGAGGCGCAGACUUCAGACACUGGUGGUCGCCUGGCAUGUAGGGUCCUUUGUAUACAUCCUGGCAUUUGCCAUUCUUGCUCUGGCAAAUCCUGUGAUGUGGGCCAUCAUGAUUCCCUAUAUGAUGUACUACGCUGUGGACCGGUCCCCAGCCAAUGGCAAUGUCACGAAGAGGUACUCAGCGUGGGCCAGGAGUUUGUCUCUCUGGCGCUACUACUGCGACUACUACCCAAUUCGGCUUCAUAAGACCACUGACCUUGAACCGUCUUUCACGCCCAGGGAAAUAAAUAGUGCUGACAAAGCCCGCCAAGACCGUUACCGCAUCAGUUUUCGCGUGCGGCUGUGGCCCCUCAAAUAUGCCUUGAAGUUCCGCAUCUUGAAGCGCGACGAGGAUGAGGUCGAGUGGGAAGCUACAGGUCCACGCUAUAUUUUUGGCUACCAUCCCCACGGCGUUGCUGCGCUGGGCGCCUUUGGUGCGUUUGCCACGGAGGGUGCUAACUUCUCCCAGCUAUUUCCUGGGAUUCGCAUGUGUUUGAUGACGCUCAUAAAUCAAUUCCAAAUCCCAUUCUAUCGAGACUAUCUGCUUGCACUUGGCAUUACUACCGUUUCCAAGAAAAAUGCGCUGCGAGUCUUGCAACGGGACUACUCCAUCUGUAUUGUUGUCGGUGGCGCCCAGGAGGCGCUUAUGAGUAAAAUCGGAUCUGCAGACUUGGUGCUGAGACGCAGAAAGGGGUUCAUCAAGCUAGCGCUGGAGACUGGAAAUGUUAACCUGGUGCCAUGUUUUGCGUUUGGUGAAACCGAUUGCUACAACAUUUUGCAAACGGACGACAAAUCGUAUCUGCGUAGGUUGCAACUUUGGUUCAAGCGGUCUUACGGGUUCACCAUUCCAUUUUUCUUUGCUCGUGGUCUAUUCAACUACGAUUUCGGCUUGAUUCCAUUCCGCAAACCAAUCAACAUCGUCACAGGUAGUCCAAUCUACGUGAAGCACAAGUACGAAGACCCAACAAUUGAGGAUAUCGACUAUUACCAAGAGCUAUAUUUGGCGGAGCUUGAAAGAAUCUUUCACACCUACAAGAAGCAGUUGGGGUGGCAAGGCCAAGAGCUCAAUUUUGUAGAAUAA